CCCUCCGCUGGCUGAAGCGGGCCUCCCAGCUGACCUGCCCCAAGCGGGUGCUGUUCUCCGAGUCGCUGUUCCCACGGGGAGCACGGCCACCGCCCUCCAGAUUGAGGCCGGGGCAUCUGGGUAGCAUCGAGGAGCAAGGGCUGCGCAGGUACAAAACUCAAAACAUGAACAACAGUACAUAUUACCAAUGUUCAAAGUUGAUUUGGCUAGAACUGCGAUACAGUUGGCUACGACUUAUUCCAGAGGAAUUAUAAAAGUCAAAGUGAUGGACAACAGAAAAGAGCCUCCAUUCUUCAAUGAAGAUAACGUGGGACCAUAUUACUAUAAACUUUCUUUCUGUGAUACCAUGGAACUCUUCAUUGAAACAUUGACUGGAACUUGUUUUGAGCUGAGAGUUUCACCCUUUGAAGCUGUUAUUUCUGUGAAAGCAAAAAUUCAAAGAUUGGAAGGUAUUCCCAUCUGUCAGCAGCACUUAAUUUGGAAUAACAUGGAACUUGAAGAUGAUUAUUGCUUGAAUGAUUACAACAUUUCAGAAGGUUGUACCUUGAAGCUGGUAUUGGCUAUGCGUGGUGGACCUAUAAAUACUAGAAAAGUUCCUGUGGAAGAUCCACUUAGGGAGAUGGCUGAGUACAUGGAUUCCAGUCGAGAUGAGGUCUGGGAGAAGACCUCCUGCAACAAACAAGUUACAUAUUUGGUAUACCGAGAAGGAGAUCAAUUGAAUUUCUUUCGUGUAGUAGAUAGGGGAGAUGGCACUUUAACACCAUUAUCUGAAUCUUUAAGAGGUGGUUCAGUGUAUAAUUUGUAUACAGAUGAGAAUGAAGAAGUUGAGCCUUCUCCUUCUGGGCAACAGAUCAUUGAAAAUUCAAUAACUAUGAAUAAAAUGAAGCUGCUUAAGGCUAAGAUGGAGAACAUGAAUCUCAGCAAAAAGUUUUUAUGGAUUUGGUGUGCCCUUUUCUUUUUCUUUUCUGAUUUUUCCCAUAAUUUUAUUUAUUUGCCUAAGAAAGUUGUCAAAGUAAAACCUCAUCCACCUAUAGCUUCUCGACCUUCUAGCAGUUCCACAGCAGCAGCACGCCACAGGUUGUUAAGAGUCCUGCCACACAUUGGGCAAUCUUGUUUAUCUUCUCCUGGAAAUGAAUAUCUACCAGAACCAUCCAGGAAGGCAGCUGCAACUUUGGCAACUCAGCCCCCUGCAGAUAGACCUAUUUCGUCUCUCACUGGUGAAGCACUUAAGGAGGAGAAUAACUGGGAGAGUAACACUCUGUCUCAUCCUAGCAGUAACAGCAGACUGAUACCUCAGGUACCCCAUAUGGAGUUGGAAAGUGGUGGAGAGCUUGCUGGUUCUGUUCUUGGAUCAUCCCUGCCCAGGCGGACAAAACACAUUUCAGGGAACUUACCCUCUAAUAACAAAGAUGAUAGUGUCUUAUUUCCAACUUCAGAAAGGAGUGUACCUGGAGAAUCACUUCUACUUAAAGUGGGUCCAUUUGCCUCGGUUUCAGAAGGAAAUGCUACUGAACAGAACAGUAGCUUAGAAGGCGUUCGAAAGGCAAACACAGAGCUCUUACUCACUAAUGAUGACAAAGGGUUGAGAGUCACAGAGCAGCAUCUGAAACACGUUACACGAGUGUUGAGUGGUGAGUCAGUAGACACUGCAGUUCUCAACCACCGCGAAUUAAGUCCUCACAAGAAUGGACUGUUGUCACCACUUCGCUGUUCUGCUCCAAUGCCACUGCGUAAUUCUCUGGUGAAACCACAGAGACAGUCCAAAUGUUUGGAGUCUGGGAACCUCCCUUCUGCUUCACAAAACACGCUCAGGUCAUUGGAUGUUCGAACCAUGGCAGAUUCUUCCUUCUCUAGGACUACUCGCUUUCGUGGUAUUAAAGUUGAUUCGCCUGGGAAAAGAUCUGAUAUUAUUUCCAAAGUUGAGGCUCGGGACAUUACAGAAAUAGCCAACAAGGCUUCCAAAGAGCCCGUUGGUUGUGUAAAUAAUGUCGGUUUUUUUGCUUCACUGGCGCAGAGCGCAAGAAAAGACAGUUUACAGAGCACACGUGGGGCAGGCAGGCUCCGGCCCUCUGGAAUUGGUCUGUCUACAAACCUUCAGCAUUUUCAGGAAGAAAGCCUUAGGAAAAGUUCUCCCCAGUCAGAACCUACAGAUUUUUUUCUAUCUGCCCGUGGUAUUGGAAUGAAUGGAAAUAAUGCAGCAGCAGGGAAAAGAGUAGGGGAAUGUACCCAUCACCUCCCACCUGUGAAAGCCCCUCUUCAAACAAAGAAAAAAACAACAAAGCAUUGUUUUCUUUGUGGAAAGAAAACUGGACUGGCUACUAGCUACGAAUGCAGAUGUGGAAACAACUUCUGUGCAUCUCAUCGCUAUGCAGAAACUCACGGCUGCACCUAUGAUUACAAGAGUGCAGGGAGGAGAUACUUGCAGGAGGCAAAUCCUGUGGUUAAUGCACCAAAACUUCCAAAAAUCUAACUCUUCCUCUGCAUCUUACUGUUCUGCCUGAGGAAUCGUAUUAUAUUAACAGAAGAAAUAUUGUUUAGACUGCAUUAUUUUUAUUUGACUCCAAAAAGAUUUGCCAAGUAACAAAAGCAUAUAACGCAUAUUGUUGGAGGAUGAGAACACUACUCUAUUUGAUGUCUUUAUUCUUUGGUGAAUCAAAAGUUUUAAAAGUAGUUUUAAAAACUUUGCACUAUAAUGAUUUAGCUUUGUUAUUGCAUGUCUGUGUUAAGUGUUUUAUGUUUGAUUUUGCAAUUUUACUAGACAAGUCUUCAAAAGAUGCACUUUAGGAAGUUAAUAUUGACUGUGUAACCAGGCCUCCAUGUUGUACAGAAAUGAGUGGUUGUGUAAUGUCUCUACUCAAAUUGACCAAGUUUUUUCUUUUGUGUUGGGGGGGCAGGUGGGGACUUUUUUUUAAAUCCCAUGUGUGGAAGUUUAUGGGGUUUACUAGCAAGUUCUUAUUUAUUUCAAACUACUUUUUGUAAAAAAGAACUUUUAGCUUUCCAGUGUGGUUUUUAACACAUAUAUAUUUCUUCCAUAUUCACAUUGGCAUUCAGAUAUGCAUCUAUUCCAUAAAACACAUCAUGUUAAUCAUAGUAUAUAUUCUUAAAGUACUACUUCUUAAAUGGUAGUUUUAAAAUAGAUGUCCCACUUAUUGCCAUUAAACACAAAAACUGUUUCAUUUUCCAAAAAAUGGCUGCAUUUAAAACAAAAUGUCACAGCUUGGUUUAUUUUUUCUUUGUUGAGUGCUACUACCAAGAGAAAUUCAAAUAAAUAUUCUAUUUCACUAUGA
Messenger RNA from Marmota monax (woodchuck), 3287 nucleotides. It is a transcript of the gene Zfand4, whose product is annotated as zinc finger AN1-type containing 4. Bases 188 to 2470 code for a protein of 760 amino acids. NCBI's taxonomy places the organism in Eukaryota, Metazoa, Chordata, Mammalia, Rodentia, Sciuridae. The record is from RefSeq and is a predicted model, not a curated record. The transcript is spliced from 11 exons. Gene Ontology annotation, molecular function: zinc ion binding; protein binding.